This is a messenger RNA of Exophiala spinifera, 1629 nucleotides long. RefSeq lists its product as uncharacterized. Gene Ontology annotation, biological process: amino acid transmembrane transport. The transcript has 7 exons. Gene Ontology annotation, molecular function: amino acid transmembrane transporter activity. Gene Ontology annotation, cellular component: membrane. Bases 1 to 1629 code for a protein of 542 amino acids. The record is from RefSeq and is a predicted model, not a curated record. NCBI's taxonomy places the organism in Eukaryota, Fungi, Ascomycota, Eurotiomycetes, Chaetothyriales, Herpotrichiellaceae.
AUGGCCACAGAAACAGAAAAGGACGUCCAGGAGCCGAAGGUGCCUGGGCAAGCCGUUGACGCAGAUGUCGAAGAUGGAGCCACACCGCAAGCCGGUUUGGCUCGUAACCUUCAAGGGCGUCAUAUGCAGAUGAUCGCUAUCGGCGGUUCUAUCGGUGCUGGUCUCUUCGUCGGUUCUGGUUCUUCCUUGCAAUCUGGUGGUCCGGCUGCAGUGGUUCUUGGCUUCAUCAUUGUAGGCGCCAUGUUACUGUGUACCGUUCAAGCGCUCGGUGAACUUGCUGUCCUGUAUCCCAUCAAUGGUGCUUUCUAUCAAUACGGUGUACGGUUCAUUGAUCCGGCAUGGGGUUUUGCCAUGGGAUGGCAAUACGCGAUCGGCUGGCUCAUUACCCUGCCCUUCGAAAUUAAUGCUGCUGGUCUUACCAUUGAUUUUUGGCACCACUAUAACAUUGGAAUCUGGAUCGCCGUCUUCAUGACUACCCUCAUUAUCGUGCAAUUCUUUGGUGUGAAGGGCUACGGUGAAGUGGAAUUCGUCCUUGGCUUCAUCAAGAUUAUUGCAGUGCUCGGAUUUAUCAUCUUCGGUAUCGUCGUCGACUGUGGUGGCGUGUCUACCGAUGAUCGUGGCUAUAUCGGCUUCCGGUACUGGAACGGGAAAAAUGGCAACCACGCCUUUCGAAAUGGCUUCAAGGGCUUCUGUUCCGUUUUCGUCAACGCUGCGUUUGCUUUUGGCGGGACUGAGAUGGUCGGUCUUGCCGCCGCUGAAGCCGCCGACCCCAGAAAAUCACUCCCAAAGGCUACCAAGCAGGUAUUCUGGCGUAUUGCGGGCUUCUAUGUCAUUUCACUUUUGAUCGUGGGCCUCAUCGUGCCGAACAGUUCGCCAGAUCUCCUCAAUUCAUCCGGAGCCAACACCAAAGCGUCACCUUUCGUCUUGGCGAUCCAGUAUGCUGGCGUCAAAGGGCUUCCCUCGGUGUUCAACGCCGUCAUCACAAUCUCGGUCAUGUCUGUCGCGAACUCGUGCACAUACGGUUCGACUCGCACUAUGCAAGCUCUUGCCCAGUACGGAAUGGCUCCUAAAUUCUUGGCGUAUAUUGACAAGAAGGGGCGUCCCAUUUGGCCCGUCGUCAUACAGAUGUUGUUUGGCCUCUUAGCUUUCAUUGAAGAGGGUACGUCUGGAGCGACCGUUCUCAAUUGGCUUCUGGCUUUGACAGGUCUAUCGUCCUUCUUUGUGUGGGGGUCGAUCUGUCUCAGCCAUAUCCGAUUCCGAACAGCUUGGAAAGCAGCUGGACACACUCUGGAUGAACUGGCCUUCAGGUCUCAACUCGGUGUGUAUGGUUCGUGGGUGGGCUUGUUUCUCGCCUGCAUCAGUCUUGUGGCAACCUUUUACAUCUCGCUCUUUCCAAUCGGAGGUAACCCAGAUGCCGAGGCUUUCUUUGAGAGCUACUUAGCCGCACCGAUUGCCAUUGCCUUGUUCGUCUUUUGGAAGGUCUGGACCAGAGAUUGGAGCUUUGGAGUCAAGAUUAAAGACAUGGACCUGGACACUGGUAGGCGAGACUUUUUAGAUCUCCCACAACCAGAACCAGAGCCUGAAGGGAGACGAGCUAGCCUGCGUAGACUGAGCCAAGCCAUCUUUUGA